GUUUACGUUGCCUUGGCCGCGUGGUUGUCCGUGUGGCACGAUGUUUGCCGGGGAAAUCGACGACGUUUGCUAUUUCGGAGUCCUGACAGCGCUGUUGCUUCGCUCGGCGACUUCGUUAUGGCCUUACUCGGGUGCCGGGAAGCCGCCUAUGUUUGGAGAUUACGAAGCUCAGAGGCAUUGGCAGGAAGUCACCGUGAAUCUCCCGGUGACAAAAUGGUAUGAGAACUCGACAGACAAUGAUCUCCUCUACUGGGGUCUGGACUACCCACCUCUGACGGCCUACCACAGCUGGUUAUGUGGGAAAGUUGCUGAAGUCAUCAAUGGCAGUUGGGUUGCUCUCAGUACAUCACGAGGUACAGAGAGCUAUGACCACAAGCUGUUCAUGCGAUACACAGUCCUGGCUGCUGACGUCCUUGUGUACUUUCCUGCCGUGCUGUUCUUCUGGAACUCGCUUUGGUCUCCAGUGAGGAUGAAGCCAAGAGAUGUGGCUAUUGCCAGCACCCUCACCUUGAUCGUGCCUGGGUUGGUUCUCAUCGACCAUGGUCAUUUUCAGUACAACUGUGUGAGCCUGGGCCUUUCCCUGGCUGCCAUAGCUUUCGUAGAGCGCGAGAGGCCCCUGCUCAGCGCCAUGGCCUUUUCGCUGGCACUGAACUACAAGCAGAUGGCUCUGUACUAUGCGAUACCUUUCUUCUGCUACUUACUGGGAUGCUGUUUCCAGCAGCGAGGCCUUGGAUCCAAGCUGAGGCUGUUCCUUGGCCUUGCCCUAGCAGUCAGUGCCACAUUUGGCAUCUGCUGGGCACCUUACUUGGGCAGCCCCGACCGAGCCUUGCAAGUCCUAAAGCGUCUGUUUCCGCUAGACAGGGGUCUGUUUGAGGACAAGGUUGCGAACAUCUGGUGCACUCUGUCCAUCGUCGUCAAGCUUAAAAACCUCUACUCACCGACUGAACUCGCCUUGGUCAGCGGCCUUGUGACGCUCGGCACGGCAAGCAUCUCGGCAGUUGACGUGCUUCUCCGACCGAUGCCGGAACGUUUUCGAUUCAGCCUGAUAAACUGUUCCCUGGCCUUUUUUCUCUGUUCCUACCAAGUUCACGAAAAGACCAUACUGUUCCCAGCACUAGCAUUCUAUCUGAUCCUACAUAAACAUCCUGGUCUGGUGGUGUGGUUUUCAACAGUAGCAACAUUUAGCAUGUUCCCACUUCUCUAUAAGGAUGGCUUGGUGACUCCAUACAGUCGCGCUGGUUGUGCUGAACCUAGUGUUUGUCUACCAGGCCUACUUGAAAGAUGUGAGCAGGAGCACUCACAUUACACUGCUGUUCGUGCUGUCACUUGCAGGCUGUGUUGCACUCAACGCACUGCACCUGACGAUGCCACCACCGGCACGCUACCCAGACCUGCAUCAGCUUCUGAACGCGGCUUACAGCUGCGGCCAUUUCGUUCUGUUUCUGAUAUACACGCACUACCUGCAGUUCCAGCUGCCAGCAUCACGAUUCACCAAGCUCAAGAAGAAGUGAGGUGCGACAUUUCUGGUGUACAGCCCAUGUCAUGAUAGGGCCAGUGUAAUGAGAGAGUUCACUGCACAUUAGUCUCAGCGUUGAAUGAAAACUCCCUCGUCCUCAUUGGUACGAAACAAGGAAAUUACAGUGGAUGUUCUGCAGCACCAGCCGUACGUGCGCUGUACACCAGCUGGAACGACACGCGUGUUCAAGGACUUGACACUCUUCACGCUGCUGCAUUUGGAGGAGAUUGCUGCUGUUGCUUGAACACUUGAUCCGGAUUGUCUCACUGUCUUAAAAUGAUGUAGACUGAACACCUAAUUGUGCACUGUGUUGAAUUCUGGUUUGUCUUGUGCGUGGGGCCAGAUUUGGUGUACCGGGUGUUUUCAAGAGACAAUGUUUCACUAACAGCAGUUGAGUCAAGAAGGAGGUCAGUAGACGGGUCUGGGGCUCUUCCUUUCUGUGUUUGUGCAGCUAUAAGCAGCUGCUGCCAAGUGCCAUGAGAUUUUGAGCGAAUCGAGCAGCAAGCGUCUUUGCAUCUAGGCGAAUAGAAAAGCGAGCAAUCGCUAGCUCCUGCAAUCUAUAGUGCGGUAAGCUACUCCUCCACCAUUGCCAAUGCCAAAAUAUCUGUGCCAAUCAGAAACACCAUGUGCCACCAAAGAGCUUACUUUUUACGACACAAAAAUAUUGUGUCCUAUUAAUGUUGAUGGGCAUUCUGGGAGAGCGUUGUUAUUGGUUGUGCAUGAGUUGUGUAUUCAGGGUUUCUUGGAAUUUUUGUAUGUGGUGCCUUAAUAGAUGUUGCUAGUCAGAUGCCUCUGCAUGUUUUACAAGCUUUCAGAUGGCACAGGUCUUUACAGGCAUUGAGCUGCAUGAUUUUAAUCUGGCAAGUACACCUUGUUCGUGGGCACGAUUAAGUUAGUGAGGUCAUGCACUGGUGCCUUGUGUGUGAAUGUGUGCAUAGAACACCAGGCAGCCUGCCUUGUGUGCGUGCUAUGUACCAUUAGCAUAAAUUCAAAUGUUAACAAUUCAGAAACUACUACAUUACGUUCUUUUGUUUCCAGACUCGAAAACGAAUGCUUGAUACUACACCAUGCAUAGAAACUGGCUAUGGAGCGAUUACAUGUCACACUUUCUUGUAAUUAUGCGUAACAGUUGUUGUCAGUUAUUUCCUGUUUGCAUUUAUGAUGCUACCUAUGUGUGCCAUAGAUGCAACAUGGUUCCUUUCCAAAAUUUGUUUUUUUUCUUUCAGCCUCUGUUCAGAAAAUGUUUGAGGCCCAUACCUUAGCAACAUUUUUUUUAUAUGUGGCUGUUCACAUGAAAGUUUAUUAUGUUCUUGCAGCUAAUUUUUUGUGCUCAAUUGGUACAAUUAUUGCUGUAUAGUCUUAACUGAUGUUAACAUCUUGCCUUUUCUGCGGAUGUUAUUUGCACGUGUGCAGUGGCAGGGCACCUCUUGCAGCGUAUACUGAAAACAUAUUUGGUCAGUAAUUUCCUAAUUUUCUAAAAUUUUCAUCCUCAUUUGCAAUUAAUUUAGCUGUCUAUGUGCAUGUACUGCUUCAUUCAGUAACGCUUGCUAACCAUUCCUCGAAUCCAUAGCAAUUCUAUGCAAGAGAACAUCAGGGAUGCAGAUUAAUGUAAAAUUUUAUAAUUCAGCCCUGAUGUGGAUGUGCAAGAACUAUAUGCUUCGCUGUUCACAUUUCUGUAGUUGAUCAUAGUACUUUGGAAUGGUUCAUUGUUGGCCUACGAAACAAUUGAAAGCUCUUACAUAAUUAAGAGCAGAAUAAAAGGAGAACCUCAUUGAUACGAUCCCGUUUCGUAGAUUUCCCAGUGCCAACGUUCCCAAUCAAGAAGUGACCCAAUAUAGUUAGGCUUCUUUUUUACCGGUUAUGUUCCCGGAAAACAUGGGUCUUCCGGAACCAAUGUUGAUUACAUCGCCAAACUGCAAUUGUAUGUUUCCUGGCAGCUAGAUCCCAUGUGGAGAAGAAAAGGCAUGAGGCACAUCAGUGACUUUGGAUUGUACGUUUUCCUAGUUAGGUAUGUUUUUUCUCGCUUUUUUUUUUUUUCAAGGACGUAUGAAAAAAGUUCUACUUACUAUGUUAGCAAUGCUGAUGUAACAUUGAUGUAACAUUGAUAUUGGAGUGUGUAGACCUCCUUCAAGGCACAUGUUCCUUGUUUAUCCCUUUUCCUUCCCUUUAUCAUUUACUAUGUUUGCAAGAUUACUGAAGUGUGAUACUUUUUCUUUUUACUGCAUGUUUUUAAGCACGUGUCUGUUUUUCAUAAUAAAGGCCUUUCCUUUGUGUGCCACCAUU
Molecule: messenger RNA, 3799 nt
Organism: Dermacentor silvarum
Lineage: Eukaryota; Metazoa; Arthropoda; Arachnida; Ixodida; Ixodidae
Gene: gny
Product: dolichyl pyrophosphate Man9GlcNAc2 alpha-1,3-glucosyltransferase-like
Exons: 15
Coding region: 41-1546 (501 amino acids)
Biological process (GO): protein N-linked glycosylation
Cellular component (GO): endoplasmic reticulum membrane
Molecular function (GO): dolichyl pyrophosphate Man9GlcNAc2 alpha-1,3-glucosyltransferase activity
Source: RefSeq, a predicted model, not a curated record